GCUUGGGUCGUGCUGCCUUUUAAAGCAAGCAGACACAGCAUGUCAUUCUCUACUCUGCCAGAGGACGGGCCACGGUGAGGAGCUACUGUGGCAUUUUACCCACCCUACCCCCAGUUGCCAUCCCAUAGUGUAUGUUGUUUUGUUUCGUUUAUACCCUUUUUUAGUUUACGCGUAUAGCUAGUUAGCCCUCAAACAUGUACAGGUAUUUCGGUGAGCUCCUCACCCGCUCCGCGGGGAGUGCUCUGGCCUCGGGGUGCGUGGACUCUGCUCUGCCCGCUACCUCGUCUCUUAUGCGGGUCCGCAACUAUGCCAACGCCGCGGACGUGCCAGACGAUCCCAAUUUCUUCAGGAUGGUCGAGGGCUUCUUCGACCGCGGCGCUUCCAUUGUCGAAGACAAGCUGAUCGAAGACCUGAAGACCCGGGAAACCCCCGAGCAGAAGAGAAACCGUGUGCGGGGAAUCCUGCGCAUCAUCAAGCCCUGUAACCACGUCCUCAGCGUGUCUUUCCCCAUCAAGAGGGACAACGGCGAGUGGGAGGUGGUGGAGGGCUACCGGGCCCAGCACAGCCAGCACAGGACACCUUGCAAAGGGGGUAUCCGAUACAGCCCUGAUGUGUCCGUAGACGAGGUGAAGGCCCUGGCCUCUCUCAUGACCUACAAGUGCGCCGUGGUUGAUGUGCCAUUCGGCGGAGCCAAAGCUGGAGUCAAGAUCAACGUCAAGAAUUACUCUGACAACGAGCUGGAGAAGAUCACAAGGAGGUUCACCAUCGAGUUGGCCAAGAAGGGGUUCAUCGGGCCUGGCAUCGACGUCCCCGCCCCGGACAUGAGCACCGGAGAGAGGGAGAUGUCCUGGAUCGCCGACACCUACGCUAACACUAUUGCACAUACCGACAUCAAUGCCCACGCCUGUGUGACCGGUAAGCCCAUCAGCCAGGGAGGCAUCCACGGGCGCAUCUCGGCCACCGGUCGUGGUGUGUUCCACGGCAUCGAGAACUUCAUCCAGGAAGCGUCAUACAUGAGCAUGGUCGGCCUGACCCCGGGCUUCCAGGACAAGACCUUCAUUGUGCAGGGCUUCGGUAACGUGGGCCUCCACUCCAUGAGGUACCUGCAUCGCUUCGGGGCCAAGUGCGUGGGCGUGGGCGAGAUCGACGGCUCCAUCUACAACCCCGAGGGCAUCGACCCCAAGCAGCUGGAGGACUACAAACUGCAAAACGGCACCAUCGUGGGCUUCCCCGGGGCCCAGCCGUACGAGGGCAGCAUCCUGGAGGCCGACUGUCACAUCCUGAUCCCCGCCGCCGGCGAGAAGCAGCUGACCCGCAACAACGCCCCCAGGAUCAAGGCCAAGAUUAUCGCAGAGGGCGCCAACGGCCCCACCACCCCCGAAGCCGACAAGAUCUUCCUGGAGAACAAUGUCAUGGUCAUCCCCGACAUGUACCUGAACGCCGGCGGUGUGACCGUGUCGUACUUUGAGUGGCUGAAGAACCUGAACCACGUCAGCUACGGCAGGCUGACCUUCAAGUACGAGAGGGACUCCAACUACCACCUGCUCAUGUCUGUGCAAGAGAGUCUGGAGAGGAAGUUUGGCAAGCAGGGAGGACCCAUUCCUGUGGUUCCCACUGCUGACUUCCAGGCUAGGGUUGCUGGUGCCUCUGAGAAGGACAUCGUGCACUCUGGGCUAGCUUACACCAUGGAGAGAUCUUCCCGGCAAAUCAUGCGCACGGCCAGCAAGUACAACCUGGGCCUGGACCUCCGGACGGCGGCCUACGUCAACGCCAUCGAGAAGGUGUUCAAGGUCUACAGCGAGGCGGGGCUUACCUUCACCUAAACGGCCAAUUGCGCUCCACCUCCCGCCGACGAGAUCGCGUUCCCCAUUUCGCCCUCUUAGUCGUCAUCAUCAUCAGUGCCGCCCAAACCCAAACCAUCCCCCCCCCCCGCGCGCCUCGCCGCCCUGAAGAACACAUCUGAGUUUACAUGGUGGACGUCUGUCCCUCUGUCUAUCUGUCCCCCUUCGUGCCGUAACACAAAGAACCACAAUUCUGUUCUGGUUUUUGAAGAUCUUAUUUUAUAUAUACGAAGCAAAAAGAAGAAGUCCAGCUGCGCUAAAUGUUGCUAGUCAGUUCAUUCGUGGGCGUGUUCAGCCCUGUUCAUUUUUUUUUUGUAUUUUGUUUGGUGCCAUUCCGCCAGAGCAUAAGAUGCCUUAGUUCAGAAUGAAUUCCUGUGGUUUAUACAAAGUUGUAUGUCUAUAUGUAACACCAGAUACAGGUUAGAGAAGGUGGGUUUAAGAUACUGGGCCAGAGGGGGAGUGUGUCAAAUUUUGAGUUUUAUUUUAAAUUCCUAUAAAUGUUAACGUUUUUCAACGUAUGCUCCUCCCCCCCCCCCCCCCCCCCUGCCAGGGUUCGCUAUCAGUUAUGCUCUGUUCCAGUAUACCCUGUUUUGUAAGACUGUUAGUCUGUGGCUAAGACAGACAGGCAAAGGUUGUGAGAGUAGGAGUGAUGAGUGAUGAUGUUCACUGUGACAGUAGUUGUUCAAAUGGUCCGCUUCCCGCCGUCCACGUUCUGGCGCUACACAAAUGUUGUCUCUAUGUUGAAAACCAAUAAAACAGAAUGAAAAACACAAA
Messenger RNA from Gadus macrocephalus (Pacific cod), 2615 nucleotides. Its product is annotated as glutamate dehydrogenase, mitochondrial. Gene Ontology annotation, cellular component: mitochondrion. NCBI's taxonomy places the organism in Eukaryota, Metazoa, Chordata, Actinopteri, Gadiformes, Gadidae. The transcript has 13 exons. Gene Ontology annotation, biological process: L-glutamate catabolic process. Gene Ontology annotation, molecular function: L-glutamate dehydrogenase (NAD+) activity. The record is from RefSeq and is a predicted model, not a curated record. The coding region runs from base 195 to 1823 and encodes 542 amino acids.